Nycticebus coucang (slow loris) is the source of this 655-nucleotide messenger RNA. Its product is annotated as MICOS complex subunit MIC26-like. The transcript has a single exon. Gene Ontology annotation, cellular component: MICOS complex. The record is from RefSeq and is a predicted model, not a curated record. Gene Ontology annotation, biological process: cristae formation. NCBI's taxonomy places the organism in Eukaryota, Metazoa, Chordata, Mammalia, Primates, Lorisidae. The coding region runs from base 26 to 622 and encodes 198 amino acids.
UGCCGGAGCCACCGUUGCCAGCGACAUGUUCAAGGUACUUCAGAGGUCCAUGGGGCCGGCCAGCCUGAGCCUGCUCACCUUCAAAGUCUAUGCAGCACCGAAAAAGGACUCACCCCUCACAAAUCCAAUGAAGGUUAAUGAGCUUUCGCUCUACUCAGUUCCUGAGGGUCAAUCCAGGUAUGUGGAGGAGCCAGGGACCCAACUUGAAGAAAGCAUCUCACAACUGCGAAAUCACUGCGAGCCAUAUACAAGUUGGUGUCAGGAAACAUACUCCCAAACUAAGCCCAAGAUGCAAAGUUUGGUUCAGUUGGGGUUAGACAGCUAUGAAUAUCUCCAACAUGCCCCUCCUGGGUUUUUCCCAAGACUUGGUGUUAUCGGUUUCGCUGGCCUUGUUGGACUCCUUUUGGCUAGAGGUUCAAAAGUAAAGAAGCUGGUGUAUCCACCUGGUUUCAUGGGAUUAGCUGCCUCUAUCUAUUAUCCACAACAAGCCAUCGCAUCUGUCCAGGUCGGUGGGGAGAAAUUAUAUGACUGGGGUUUGCGAGGAUACAUAGUUGUAGAAGAUUUGUGGAAGGGGAACUUUCAAAAGCCAGGAAAUAUGAAGAAUUCACCUGGAAAUAAGUAGAAAACUCCAUGCUCUGCCCAUUUUAAUCAGAUA